AGUCAGUACUACAGUGGUUGAGUGGUAGUUCAUGCCACAACCGUUGAAUUAUUAUUAUUAUUUUUUUUUGAUAGCCGUGGUCAUGAUUUACGUUGUCUUUGGUGCAAUAUUAAUUUAAUCUUUUCUCUGCCCCGUGUCUACAGUGUGAAGCUACUGUCGGAAAUAAAACCGAAUAGUGAAUACUAAUUUAUAUUUUCCUGAUUCCGGCUUUAUCUGUAUGAAAAUAUCUACAGUGCCCUGCCGUUAACAAUUGAAUCAUGUCUCAGGAAACCAUUCAGAUCCUUAUUGACAUGGGUUUCCAGAAAGAAAAAGCCGAAAAGAGUGUUUUAAUGACAGAAAAUAAAGGCGUUGAACCUGCUAUGGAAUGGUUAUUGGCACACAAUGAUGAUGAAAUGGGACCAUCAACUUCUCAAGAAGGUUCUGCUUCAAACAAGUCAGAUACAAAUACUACCUCAUCUUCAACAGUAGCUAAAUCAUACAAAUGUGAAGACUGUAACAAAUUAUUUACUGAUACUACUGCAUUAGAAUAUCAUGCCAUGAAAUCAGGUCAUAGCAAUUUUGCAGAAUCUACAGAAGAAAAAAAACCAUUAACUGAAGAUGAAAAAAAAGAACAAAUGAAAAAAUUGGAAGAACGUCUAAAGGAAAAACGUAAGGAACGUGAAGCUAGAGAAAAAGAAGAAGAAUUAGAAAGGGAAAAAAUUCGAAUUCGCUCUGGUAAAGAGAUGGCUGCUGCUAAAAAAAAACUUGAAGAUGAAAACAUAAAAAAAAUUAUGGAUGAAAGAAAACGUGAAAAACAAGAAGAAAAAGUUGCCCGUGAUCGAGUAAAAGCUCAAAUAGAAGCAGAUAAAUUAGCUAGAAAAAAAUUGUAUGGACAAGUUUCAGCGGAAGAACAACCAAAACAAGUUUUACCAAUAGCUGUAAGUCCUCAAAAACAAACAAAGGAUUAUACGGAAACAAAAUUACAGAUUCGUCUUACAAAUGGUCAAACAAUUGUCCAAACAUUUAAUGUUAAAGAAAUGAUGGCUGCUGUAAGAGUUUAUAUUGAACUAAAUCGUUCUGAUGGUGAUGGUCCUUUCUGUCUUAUGACUAGUUUUCCAAGAAAAGUAUUUACUAGCGAUGACUAUGAAAAACCACUUGAUCAAUUAGGUUUGGUACCAAGUGCUGUUUUAAUCUUAACUAAGCCACAACAAUAAAAUUAAUAAUUAUUAUUUUUGUAAUAUCUAUCUUUUGAAAUUUUUAUAAUAAAUCAAUUUUUUUUUUUGUAAGCACAAUAAAAUUGGUUGGUUAGUUUUUUACUGAAAUAUACAAUUAUGAAUUUAAAUAUAUUACCAUAAAGUUAAAUAAAGAUUUUCAUUUUUAAAUGGUA
This is a messenger RNA of Rhopalosiphum padi (bird cherry-oat aphid), 1366 nucleotides long. RefSeq names its product UBX domain-containing protein 1. Gene Ontology annotation, molecular function: protein binding. The transcript has 8 exons. Bases 258 to 1193 code for a protein of 311 amino acids. NCBI's taxonomy places the organism in Eukaryota, Metazoa, Arthropoda, Insecta, Hemiptera, Aphididae. The record is from RefSeq and is a predicted model, not a curated record.